UGGUCACCUUGAUGGAAGGUACAUCGGAGGAAACGGUCACCUUGAUGGAAGGAAUGUCAGAGGAAACGGUCACCUUGAUGGAAGGAAUGUCAGAGGAAACGGUCACCUUGAUGAAAGGAACAUCGGAGGAAAUGGUCACCUUGAUGGAAGGUACAUCGGAGGAAAUGGUCACCUUGAUGGAAGGAAUGUCAGAGGAAACGGUCACCUUGAUGGAAGGAAUGUCAGAGGAAACGGUCACCUUGAUGAAAGGAACAUCGGAGGAAAUGGUCACCUGGAUGGAAGGAAUGUCUGAGGAAACGGUCACCUGGAUGGAAGGAACGUCUGAGGAAACGGACACCUGGAUGGAAGGAACGUCUGAGGAAACGGUCACCUGGAUGGAAGGAACGUCUGAGGAAACGGUCACCUGGAUGGAAGGAACGUCUGAGGAAACGGUCACCUGGAUGGAAGGAACGUCUGAGGAAACGGUCACCUGGAUGGAAGGAACGUCUGAGGAAACAUUGUCGGGAGAUGCAGCGGUGAAGUACAAGGAGGUUUAUGAGAAAUCUAAAGACCCAGAACCUCUUCAUCCCUGAUGUAGAGUUGCAGCAUUCCAAGAACAUCCGCGCUUUCAUCUCUGAAUUCAAGUACAAAGGUGAGAAAGUCUCCUCUGGUUCGGCUGACUCUCAAUUCCCUGAGACGAUGGAGACAGAGACAGAGAGAGCUCAAGCGCUCACAGAGACGCAGAGCAAGUACAAAGAGAGCGGGAAGAAAAAUAUCUCCCAUCCGGUCGAGCUGAUACCAUGGAUACCCAAUCUGUCAGAAAUGUGUCUGAACAGCAAAGUCAGGUGAAAAGAGCAGCAGACGAAGUACAAGAAGGCAGUGAAGAAGAAGGCAAGGUCUCUCUACUCUGUGAUGCGAAAGACUCUGGAGACCCAACAUGCCAAGCGGUCUCCCAGCUCCAGAGCCAGGCCAAGUACAAGGAGGCAGGGAAGCAGCAGUUCUCCACUCCUCUCUACUCAAAGCUUCCAGAGACUUUGGAGACUCAGCACGCCAAAGAGGCCUCCCAGCUACAGAGCGUGGUGGCCUAUAGGAGUAAAAUUAAGCAUUACAUCUACAAUGAUGUCCUGGGAAGGUUUGAUAUCGAGCAUGCCAAUGUGACCUCCAAACUCACUAGCCAGGUGAAGUCUAAGACCAAUCAGAACCAGGUGAUUGAGGCAUCCAUGGACCUGCCCAACCUUCUACACCUGGAGUACGCGCUACACGCUACCAAGCUGCAGAGCAACUCAAUGGCAGCAGGGAACUGGAAGGAAAGGCGGCCAAAGGAGGAAUUUGCUUUGGGGGUGACCAGUGAAAUAUACCUGCUGGAGCGCGUGCUACAGAGUACCGCAAGGACCUGGAGAAUGACAUCAUGGGUAAAGGCAUGGAGAUCAGUGGUGACGUGCUGGAGAGGCAGAGGGCCAAGAAGGCCACAGAGUUAACCAGCCAGGAAGUGAUGUCACUGAGUAUUGCCCCUAUAUAUAGGACCUUCCACCACCUGGGAUAUGGAUGCCUGAUGACGACCUAGACGUUGAAAUGUUGUUGUAAAAUAAAUAUCACCUGGGAGAAUGAGCAACAGUGUGCAGUGUUUUCCUUUCUGUUUUCCAUGAGUUUGCCUACAACUCCAGCACCUGCGGAAAGUACCAGGAUGUGAGUAUGUUCUUCAGUUUUGGCGCACAGUAGCAAAAUGUUUUGCAACAGGUAACAAAAACAAGUAUUUCUGUCAUGAUGCUUUUGAUGUCUUGUUGUUGCCAAGCUGACCUGAGUCUGUCAGUGUACGUGUUAGUCUGUGUUUGACUCUUCCAGGCCUCCUGCAAGCAGACAGCCCUGCUGAGGGAGAACUCGUAUUGAACAGUGUCCGAGACACAUCAGAACUACUGCACGCCGCCUACCUGAAAGCUGUCUACAGUCAGUUAGGGAUAACUCUCAGUACAGCAUCCCACCACGCAUUGCACUUUAUUUUACACCACAGAAUGGGAUAUGUGCUUGGAUGGUGUGUCAAACUCCCUCAACUUUAUGCAGAAGAAGUACAAGGAUGAGGCAGAGAAACUGAAGGGCUCAUGUGUUCGACACCCCUGAGAUUGAGAGUGAAGAUCAACCAGAGAAACAUCAGCUCAGUGAGGGACACAGUAUACACACACUUUUAUGCAGUAUUAUCUGUCAACAGUUACCCUUUUGCUCUACUCCUCCAGUGUCAGUACACUUGGGACUCAAAGCUGCUGAAAAGCCUGAUGUCUUCUGUCACCGACACUCCGGAAACCAUCUUCGCCAGGGAGAACAAAGAAAAUCAGUGACGUAAGAUGUGAUCCAUUGUUCUACACAACUAUGUACCCUACAUGUAGUCGUUGGUCUGGAUGAACUCCAGUAUGUUGCUGUGAGGGUAUUGUUCAGCCUCUAGCAGAAAACGCUGUACCUAAAUAUAUUUACUUCUUUUUCUUAUCGUAACAAGGUCUUCAACUAUCAUCAAGAGGAUGAGUGAUGGUGUCAUUUGUACAAUGAGCACGUAAACAGGGCCACUGUAAUGUUGUGUGACGGCUCUGUUCCACGUCCAGGUGAAAUACAGAGACGGGGUGGGGAAUGGGACGGUAGUCAUGGAAACUGUUGACAUUGAGAGGGUCCGCAGAAACCAGGAGAACAUUAGCUUGGUGAGAGGUUAAACCUUGUCUGACCUUUGACCUCACAGGAAGAGCUUGUUUUGAAAACAGGCCUCUUUGUUGUGUCUGCCUGUCCCUUUUCAUCUGGGUUUGUUUGGAUUUUCUACAGCUUCCAUGGUGCUAACUAAAAAUCACAAACCGCAGACACAUUGAACAACCAUUCAGUCAAAUCCUGGGUUGUUAUUUUACAAUUCAACAUUUUAAUUCACUCCAGUCCAUGUAAACUCCUGAAAGAUACAAGCCCACAAUGAUUUUUGUACACUAAUUUGGUCUGAAACUCUGUCCUGUCCUGCCUGACACAGACAGCCUUUCACACUGGCCCUGGUCCAGUCUAAGUCAUUACAGCCAUUAGUGGACCCUGCUGAACAAUCCCCCAUUGAGGGAGUGGAGCAGACUGAAGGGACACGGGGGCCCAGCCUGGCAGCCCAAGCAGGAUCUCUGGCGCCAUGGUGACUGAACCGGGACACUGUUUUCACCCAGAUGCCAAUCACUAAUGAUACCCAGCAAGCUAAAUUUCUCAUGGGACGUCAUAAUGAUGUCAUUUUCUGGUUGCAAACUGGUUUUCUGGUUGCAGAGAUGGAUAAACUCUGAGUUGUGAAUGUUUUAAUGUUGUGUGAAUGUUGUGUCCAUAGGUGAAGCAUAAAAAGCAGCUCCAGGCCCCCAGUGUGGGAGUCACCCCAAAGUUGGAGAGAGUCCGUCAGAACCAGGAGAAGAUCAGCUCAGCAAGUCACAUAGGAUGCAUCUGAAAUGGCAACCUACAGUAUAUGUUAGCUCUGACCAAAAGUACUACCACUACUAUGUAGUGGAAAUGGCCUAGGUGGGAGUGUGCUAGUCAGUAUAACCACCAAUUACUUUUGAGCUAUUUUAGAUUAUUGAGAUGCAACCCGACCUACUUUUGUGCGUUGCAGGUGAAGUACCAGCUCGGGAUGAAGGGGCGGUCCUGCGGCGAGUUGGACACGCCCGGACUGAGUAGUGUCAGGGAGUCACAGAACGACAUCUAACACAACUGACGCGCACCACAUGUGGGACUGCUGCACUUUUAACCCACACAGCUAAAGAGUUAACAGCAUGGCUGUUUCCUUGUUAUGAGGGAGCCAUAAUGAAUGUACUGUACUGUGUCUGUGUCUGUGUGCGUUACUAAUAAAGUGAUUUUUACAUGG
Oncorhynchus masou masou (cherry salmon) is the source of this 3829-nucleotide messenger RNA. Its product is annotated as LIM zinc-binding domain-containing Nebulette-like. The transcript has 11 exons. The record is from RefSeq and is a predicted model, not a curated record. The coding region runs from base 780 to 1457 and encodes 225 amino acids. Gene Ontology annotation, molecular function: actin filament binding. Lineage: Eukaryota; Metazoa; Chordata; Actinopteri; Salmoniformes; Salmonidae. Gene Ontology annotation, biological process: cardiac muscle thin filament assembly. Gene Ontology annotation, cellular component: Z disc; focal adhesion.